AGUUUUAUUUCAGACUUUUAUCAGUUCUUGCCGGCAUACACAUGACUAGUGUUUUUUAUCAUCAAUUCACUUUCUUUUGAUGUAAACAUAAGGAGAAAAUGGCAGAAGGAUGUACGACGGAAAGCGACAAAAAGAAAAAAACAGUGUUUAUUUAUCUACACACAGAUGACUUAGAAAAAGUCAUGAAAAAAUUAACAAAAAAAAUUAAAGUGAAACAUGAAAACAUUGCUUCGAACGAUGGUUCAUUAGAACACAAAAAUAGGACAAUCAUCGCGGUCAGACACGGGUCAACUCGUAUAGAUUCAGAUAUACAAGGAUGUUGCAGAGAUAUAACAGAAUCGGAUAUCAAACGUACUGUUGUUGUUAUCGUUUGUGGAUUUGAAUAUAAUAAAAAGGAUUCCCAUGGUAUUGAAAUAAGUCCCAAGAGCUUUAAGGCGGAACAUGAAGAUGAUAUUAAAAUGGAGAAUCUUAAAAGCAUUGUACAAAUUAACUAUAAAUGUUUAAAAAAGAAGAAACGAAAGAGGUGCGAAAACUGUAACACUGCGCUAGACAUUCUAAAAAUGCAUGCAGAAUCAUCAAACGACAACUAAAUGUUCAAAUGAUAAUAUGAAAGCACUUAAUAGUGUAUACAUUCAUAGUUCAUGUUAUAAUCCCUAGCUACUAAGGAAUACGAACGGCAAAUUCAGUGCUGGUCAUAUUCCACGGAAUUCUGUAUCCUUUAUAUAUUAAUUGCAAAUGGAAUCAAAGAUAAUGUUGAUGGAAUCGAAAUAGUUUAUGAAUUGAAUUUGGAUAUAUUUGUUAUAGAUUUUUGUUUCUCUCUUUUUUACAAGACAUGUUAUAUGCGUUGUCGGACUAUAGCUGUUGUUAAAUUGAAUUUUGAUUUAUAUUAUGACUUAUUUUGCCGCGUAAUGUAUAAAUGCUUAACUACAUGAUUCUAACUUUUACUUUGAUUACAUUUGUGAUAUAACUGUAAUUGACACGUUUGAUAAAGUAUUAAAGUGUGUGCUUAACUGGUUAAAGCGGUUUAACAGUAUUUAAAUAAAUAACAACAGUCUAGCAGUAUAAAAAUGAAAAAUGAAAUGUGUUCGUUCAGUCGGCUUACUUUCAUGCAUCAGCACACUGAUUGUUCUUCAAAGUGUAUGUAUAUUAAAAAUUAAUGAUGGUUCACUUAACAUGUAUAUGUUUGCAGUUGAUAAAAAAUUGAUGGUUUUGUAUGUUUGCACAUGAAACUUUACUAUUUAUUCAUAGCAUAUUUUGUUCUCAAAGAUUGUUUGUCUUAAAUAAGUUUGAAUGCAAAUGAUUUAGUAUUUAAUAGGACUUCCAUUUAAUUAUGCAGUGUUCAUCUUUGACUUAUUUAAUUAUUACCAUUA
Molecule: messenger RNA, 1370 nt
Organism: Ruditapes philippinarum (Manila clam)
Lineage: Eukaryota; Metazoa; Mollusca; Bivalvia; Venerida; Veneridae
Exons: 3
Coding region: 99-590 (163 amino acids)
Source: RefSeq, a predicted model, not a curated record